AUGGUUCAGUCAAUUAUUGAUACUUUUACCGAUUUCAAUGCCUUCAACUUCAUUCCACCUUCAGAUUGGGCUGAAUAUGAUCCGGAUCUUGAAGAAACCGUGGCAACGGAACCUCCAACAACAGUUAUGACAACGUCAACAACUCUUUCACCUCCUCCGAAUCCACAUCAAUUCGAAGCGAAAUUGCGAAAGGAAAUAGGUCGUGAGUACCACGUCGGCCCUAUGCGGCUUGUUAUUUCUGUUUUGACGUUCAUAGUAUGCGUAGUAUGCGCAUUCAUACUGAAGAAUGAAUUUCUCCCGAUGUCCGAAUUCCCCAGGCGAGCUCAACCUCCUGUCAAAGUACGCCUUAUUAAUGGAUGGCAAGAUUUUACCGGCGAAAAUAUCAAUACUGUAGUAUGCAAUUUCCUCUAUGAUGAAAAUAGUGAACAUUACGAGAGGUGGCAAAAAGUUGAAACAAUAAGUGGGCUUCGAAGAGAACAUUUUUUCUAUGGAAUGUGCUUUGCCCUUUUCGUCAUGGUCGUUCGACAAGAUCCCCUAGCUAUCAUGCAUUCUUUCGUGGUAUUAAUUGGUCCUGCUAUAUGUACCGUAUUAGUCCUGAAUGACGAACAACUCGAAGGAGCUCGAUAUUGGCUACAAUAUUGGAUAGUUUACGCUGUAAUCACAACACUUGGAAGAAUUUCCAAAAGGUUCGAUUUAGAUUAUUUACCAAACGGCUCAACCUCACAGUAUACAGCUCAGCUGAAGAUGUGGGCUUGA
Haemonchus placei is the source of this 756-nucleotide messenger RNA. Lineage: Eukaryota; Metazoa; Nematoda; Chromadorea; Rhabditida; Trichostrongylidae. The record is from the annotation of a GenBank genome assembly.